AAGAUAAGGAAGUAAUAAAUGUCAAUCUUAACAUUUAUCAUAGUUUAGAUUUGUCGUGGUCGACAGCCAGUGCGUUUCACCAUGGCAAAAUCUAGUGUCGAUUUACCCGAUAUUGAAAAUAUCCUCGCUUUAAAUCCCCGCGUGCGUUCCCAAUCAAAUUUUAUGCCAUCUGCUGCAACUAAAAUAAAUAAAAAACACUGGAAACGAAACGCAGACCGAAAGUGUCAGACUUGUCCAGACCUUGAAAACGACUUCUUUGAUAUUAAACCAACAACACUCAGCGAAAGAGGUGCCUUGAAAGAAGCUGCAAGAUGUUUAAAAUGUGCCGAUGCUCCAUGUCAAAAAUCUUGCCCAACACAACUCGACAUCAAAUCUUUUAUCACAAGCAUUGCCAAUAAAAAUUAUUAUGGAGCUGCUAAGGCGAUAUUUUCGGAUAAUCCUCUGGGAAUCACCUGCGGCAUGGUCUGUCCCACUAGUGACCUCUGUGUGGGAGGAUGUAAUUUACAUGCAUCUGAAGAAGGAUCCAUAAAUAUCGGGGGUUUGCAACAAUUUGCUACAGAAGUUUUUAGCAAAAUGGGUGUUAAGCAAAUUAGGGAUCCUCAAACACCGACACCCAAAAAUUCGACAGCGAAAAUUGUUCUACUGGGGGCUGGACCGGCCUCCUUGUCGUGUGCAACAUUUUUGGGACGACUGGGAUAUGAUAAUAUCACUAUCUACGAAAAACAAGAUUUCGUAGGGGGAUUAAGUACUUCUGAAAUUCCGCAAUAUCGUUUGCCUAUCUCCGUGGUUAAUUUUGAAAUCCAACUGGUAAAAGAUUUGGGCGUAAAAAUAGAAACUGGUCGAAGUCUUUCAAAACAAGAUAUAACUUUGGAAAAGCUCUUAAAAGACACUAAGGCAGUUUUUGUUGGUAUAGGUUUACCACAGCCUAAACUGAACCCACUUUUUAAAGAUCUAACCCCCGAGAUGGGUUUCUACACAUCCAAAGAUUUUCUACCAAAAGUAGCAAAAGCUAGCAAACCCGGAGUUUGCCUUUGUAAAGCUACUCUACCAAGUCUAAAAGGAACUGUCAUUGUUUUGGGAGCAGGAGAUACUGCUUUUGAUUGUGCAACUUCUGCUUUGAGAUGUGGGGCUAAAAAAGUGUUUGUCGUUUUUCGAAGAGGAUUUACUAAUAUUCGAGCUGUUCCAGAGGAGGUAAGUUUAGCCGUUGAAGAAAAAUGUGAGUUAGUUGGUUUCUUGUCACCUCAUAAAGUCAAUGUUAAAGAGGGUAAAAUCGUAUCUGUGACGUUUAGUAGAACAGAACAGGACAAAAAUGGUAAAUGGGUGCAAGACAGUGAACAGUUGACUACAGUUAAAGCAAAUUACCUGAUUUCUGCUUUUGGCUCAGGAUUAGAAGAUCCAGAUGUUGUUGAAGCUUUAAAACCUUUGAAAUUCACCGAUCAAAACUUACCGAGUGUUGAUCUUAAUACAAUGCAAAGCUCGCAUGCUUCUGUUUGGGUGGGAGGAGACUUAGCAGGUGUUGCAGAAACUACAGUGGAAGCAGUCAAUGACGGAAAAACAGCAGCUUGGUAUAUGCACUGUUUCUUAGAAGGUUUACCUUUGACAACAACACCAAAACUUCCGUUAUUUUACACUGAAAUUGACAAUGUUGAUAUAUCAGUUGAAAUGUGUGGACUUAAGUUUGAAAAUCCAUUUGGACUUGCUUCAGCACCACCAGCUACAACUACAGCCAUGAUAAGGAGAGCCUUUGAACAAGGGUGGGCUUACACAGUCACUAAAACCUUUGCUUUGGACAAAGAUUUAGUCACUAAUGUUUCACCAAGAAUUGUUAGAGGUACCACUGCGGGCCAUAAUUAUGGGCCUCAGCAAGGUUCCUUCCUGAAUAUAGAAUUGAUAUCAGAAAAGUGUGCAGCUUAUUGGUUGAAAGGCAUCCAAGAACUGAAAGCAGAUUUUCCGACCAAGAUAAUAAUUGCAAGCAUUAUGUGCUCUUACAAUGAGCAAGAUUGGAAAACACUUUCUAAAAUGGCCCAAGACGCAGGCGCUGAUGCCCUCGAGUUAAACUUGAGUUGUCCUCACGGCAUGGGUGAAUCAGGAAUGGGUCUAGCUUGUGGCCAAAAACCUGAAUUGGUUAAAGGCAUUUCCGAGUGGGUCAAAGCCACGGUUAAAAUCCCAUUCUUUAUUAAAUUAACCCCCAACAUCACCAACAUUGUCGAUAUUGCCACAGCAGCGUACGAAGGAGGCGCCGAUGGUGUAGCCGCUAUCAAUACAGUUUCGGGAUUAAUGGGAUUAAGCGCAAACGGUACGCCAUGGCCAGCAGUCGGUUUAGAUAAACGCACCACUUAUGGAGGUGUUAGUGGGAAUGCGACAAGACCUAUGGGAUUACGAGCGGUUUCUGCGGUCGCAAACGCUUUAUCGGGAUUCUCUAUUAUGGGGAUUGGCGGGAUUGAUUCGGCAGAUGUUGCCUGGCAGUAUCUACAAGCUGGAGCCUCGGUAGUGCAAGUUUGUAGUGCCAUACAAAACCAGGAUUUUACAUUGAUUGAUGAUUAUUGCACUGGAUUGAAAGCAUUGUUAUAUCUGGAUGGGCGGUUGCCGAGGUGGGAUGGACAAAGUCCGCCGACGUUUAAACAUCAAAAAGGAAAACCAGUUAUUUCUAUACGCAACGAAGAUAGUAAAGCUUUGCCCCAUUUCGGGCCAUACCUUAAGCAACGAGAAGAAAAAUUGAAGAAUUUGAAGCGAGAAACUAUUUUGCACCACAAUGGACGCGAGAAUGGGUACCCAACAAAUGGUGUACAGGUACCAUCAAAAGUACCAAAAAUUAAUGAAAUGAUAGGACGAGCUUUACCGAGAAUUGGGGCGUACAAAAAGUUAGAUAAUACGAAACAAGUCGUAGCGUUGAUUGAUGAUGAUAUGUGUAUCAACUGUGGCAAAUGUUACAUGACUUGUAACGAUUCUGGUUAUCAAGCUAUUAAUUUUGAUCCAAACACACAUAUUCCAACAGUGACCGAUGAUUGUACUGGUUGCACUUUGUGCCUAUCUGUUUGUCCAAUUAUCGACUGCAUUACUAUGGUACCGAAAACUAUUCCACAUGUUAUCAAGAGAGGACAAUCAGUGAAACUCGUUCAUGCCCUUGAUACCCUAGCAUAACUAUUAUUUUUAAGUGUUACUUAAUUGUUAUUUGGUGGUUUGGUUAUUAAUACAAAAAAUAAAGACAAUAAUAAUGUUU
Tribolium madens (black flour beetle) is the source of this 3220-nucleotide messenger RNA. It is a transcript of the gene su(r), whose product is annotated as dihydropyrimidine dehydrogenase [NADP(+)]. Gene Ontology annotation, cellular component: cytosol; cytoplasm. Gene Ontology annotation, biological process: 'de novo' pyrimidine nucleobase biosynthetic process; uracil catabolic process; thymine catabolic process. Lineage: Eukaryota; Metazoa; Arthropoda; Insecta; Coleoptera; Tenebrionidae. The coding region runs from base 82 to 3141 and encodes 1019 amino acids. Gene Ontology annotation, molecular function: NADP binding; iron-sulfur cluster binding; dihydropyrimidine dehydrogenase (NADP+) activity. The transcript is spliced from 12 exons. The record is from RefSeq and is a predicted model, not a curated record.